Pterocles gutturalis (yellow-throated sandgrouse) is the source of this 1420-nucleotide messenger RNA. RefSeq names its product ST8 alpha-N-acetyl-neuraminide alpha-2,8-sialyltransferase 2 (gene ST8SIA2). The record is from RefSeq and is a predicted model, not a curated record. The coding region runs from base 1 to 1071 and encodes 356 amino acids. Gene Ontology annotation, molecular function: alpha-N-acetylneuraminate alpha-2,8-sialyltransferase activity. The transcript is spliced from 7 exons. NCBI's taxonomy places the organism in Eukaryota, Metazoa, Chordata, Aves, Pterocliformes, Pteroclidae. Gene Ontology annotation, biological process: N-glycan processing; oligosaccharide metabolic process.
AUGGCAGACCUUGGAAAACACCAUGCUUGGCUCAGCUCUGGGAGUUCUGGAGGCAGAGGUACAAUCAGAUCAGCUGUGAACAGCUUACAUAGCAAAUCUAAUAGAGCUGAAGUAGUAAUAAAUGAUUCUUCGUCUCCAGCUGUUGUUGACAGAAGUAAUGAAAGCAUUAAGCACAACAUUAAACCAGCCUCAUCCAAAUGGAGACACAACCAGACACUCUCUUUGAGGAUCAGGAAACAGAUCUUGAAGUUCCUGGAUGCAGAGAAGGACAUUUCGGUGCUGAAGGGGACACUGAAGCCGGGGGAUAUAAUCCACUACGUCUUUGACAGGGACAGCACCAUGAACGUCUCGCAGAACCUCUAUGAGCUGCUGCCCCGCACCUCGCCCCUCAAGGGCAAGCAGUUCCCCACCUGCGCCAUCGUGGGCAACUCGGGGGUCCUGCUCAGCAGCGGCUGCGGCCCUGAGAUUGACGCCCACAGCUUUGUGAUAAGGUGCAAUCUGGCCCCUGUGCAGGAAUACUCACAGGACGUGGGCAUGAAGACGGACCUGGUGACUAUGAACCCCUCGGUCAUCCAACGGGCCUUCGAGGACCUGGUGAACGAGACUUGGAGGGAGAAGCUGCUGCAACGCCUCCACAGCCUCAACGGCAGCAUCCUCUGGAUCCCGGCGUUCAUGGCCAAGGGGGGCAAGGAGCGAGUGGAGUGGGUGAACGAGCUCAUCUUGAAGCAUCACAUCAACGUCAGGACUGCCUACCCCUCACUGCGCCUGCUGCACGCUGUCCGAGGGUACUGGCUAACGAACAAGGUGCACAUCAAGCGACCCACCACCGGCCUCCUCAUGUACACCUUAGCCACUCGCUUCUGCAACCAGAUCUAUCUCUACGGCUUCUGGCCCUUUCCCUUAGACCAGAACCAGAACCCAGUCAAGUACCACUACUACGACAGCCUGAAGUACGGCUACACCUCGCAGGCCAGCCCGCACACCAUGCCCUUGGAGUUCAAAGCCUUAAAGACGCUGCACCAGCAAGGAGCCUUGAAGCUGACUGUGGGGGAAUGCGAUGGGGCCACGUAGGGUGGUCCCCGGCCACGUUCCUGCACAGCCACGGGAGGAGGGGGAGGGGGCAGAAAGGACGAGUGGUGCCUGGUGGGGUUGGUUGUCUUUUGUUAAUGCGCAGAACAGCGGCACAAAUACAUAUACGUGGUACCUAUAUAUAUUGACCUGAGUAUUAUAACUGUUUGGUGUUCGCCAAGGAAGGGGCAGGAGAGAUGCGGGAGCAUCUGGCGUUGAGUGGCCUGGGCGAGACCCCUUGCCAUGGGCUUGCUGGGCUCGGAAGGGCGUUCAACCUACGUCCAAAAGGUGUGAAGGUAGCCUUGGUUUUUGAGGGUAUGUUAGGUGAUGGGUAAGCCGUUUGUCGUGACUG